CCUCCUCUACCUCCUCUCACUGUGUGUCAGUCAGAGGCCACCAGAGACACCGUCCGGUGCUUGUCCCACUACAACAGAUCGUUCCCCUGGGACCGAGUUGCGUUGCUGGUCUCUUGGUGGCUGUCCCAUCGCAAUGUCACAAUUUGGCGAGCUGAGACGAGACGUUGUCUCUGCACUGCACUCCUAUCAGCUUUCCCCACCUCCCUCCCGCUGCCAAGUUUUGCAGAGCUUUCAGUUUGGGUUUUCUCUUUGCCAGGCUGCUAUAACUACCUGUACAGAAUGAAGGCGCUGGAUGCGAUCAGAACAUCCGAAAUCCCGUUUCACGCAGAGGGUCGGUACCCAAAGUCUUUGAUAGGGAAGAACUUCUGUGCCUACCUGCUGGAACUGCGGAAUUCCAGCACCUCCUUCAAAGGCAUCCGCAAAGCCUUGAUUGACACCUUGCUGGACGGGUACGAAAGUGCCCGCUACGGCACUGGGGUCUUUGGGAAACCAGAAUAUCUGCAGUACCAGGAUGCUCUGAACGAGCUGGCAAACAUUCAGCGCCGUUGUCCCGAGGGCAGAUCUGCCUCGUGUUGGACAGACGGACACGAUGGUUGCGCAGCUCCUCUGGGGAGGGCGGAACUCACCCUCUCCCCCGAAGUCUCCAACCCCGCCACCAUCCAGGUCACCUACCUGCCUUCCAACCAGAAGAGCAAACGUGCCAAACACUUCCUGGAGCUGAAGAGCUUCAAGGACAACUACAACACGCUGGAGAGCACCCUGUGA
Messenger RNA from Egretta garzetta (little egret), 765 nucleotides. It is a transcript of the gene LTAP1, whose product is annotated as chromosome unknown C1orf43 homolog. The record is from RefSeq and is a predicted model, not a curated record. NCBI's taxonomy places the organism in Eukaryota, Metazoa, Chordata, Aves, Pelecaniformes, Ardeidae. The annotation marks the transcript as partial. Gene Ontology annotation, biological process: phagocytosis. The transcript has 5 exons.